UAGUACUUACCGGUUCACGUUAACGUAGCUCUUGUUGACACUUUGCAGGGUUUGACAGCGAGCAAUGUCCGAAUCAGGAAGAUGAACGCCUGUCUGUUUCUGUUGACAUUCAUAGUUUUUAACGAAUAUGCCGAAUCGGGUCAAACGAAGAAACAUGGACUUUAUUCACCUUCUGACGAUGUGACAGUUUUAACCAAUGAAAAUUUCUACGAUCACUUUUUGGACAAAGAGAAUGCUUGGUUGAUCGAGUUCUACAACAGCUGGUGCGGCCACUGCAUCAACUUCGCACCCACAUGGAAGAAGUUUGCUACAUACGCCAAGGGUUGGGUGAGCGUGUUGUCAGUGGGAGCUGUGGACUGCUCCAAUGCAAACAACAGUGGGCUGUGCCGAACCUUUGAUACCCAGGGCUACCCUACAAUGUUGUUCUUCAGGCCCCAUGCCAGCAAGAAUUCCUCCCAUCAUACAGCGACACACACACUGGCUGGAGGACAUGACUUCGACAGCUUGGUAAGCUUCAGCUUCAAGUGCCUAGACUCAAUCAACUCUACAGCUCCACCUUCCUGGCCAAGACUGCAGCCACUAAAAACAAUACAAGAAAUCUGGACAGAAGCAAAAGAGCACCAUGAAUAUGUUUUUCUUAUUUUCGAAGAUCCAAAAUCAGUACUGGGAAGAGAGGUUAUUCUGGACACGAUGAACCUGCCCAGCAUCCUGGUGCGACGAAUGCUGAAAGCAGAUGUCACCAAGUUUGGCAUCAACACCUUUCCCUCACUGUACUCUGUCAACAAGGAUGGCAUAUACAAGAAGGUUGUCGUGGGUGAUUAUGGUAUUCAAGAUAGGUCAAAGUUUGUAAGUGCCAUUCAAGUCUUCAGUGGAAAGAAGGUUGCAAGCAACAAUACAAUGCACAGCUUUGUAAGGGUCGGUGACAAGAAGGAGGAUGAAGACCAGGAAAUGAAGAACGAGGGAGAUGGGGAGGGGCAGUACGAGCAGGGAAAGGAGGCAGAGGACAGACCCCCACAGUCUGCCCUAGUACACAUGAAGGACUUGGAAUCAGCUCUACACUACAGCUUGAAGCAGGAGGUGGCCAUUAAGAGCUCUAUUGAUGAAGAGGGUGUAACAGCACUGAAGAACUUUAUAACAAUUCUUGUGAAGUAUUUUCCUGGUCGGGAGGAGAUAAUUUCAUACCUGAACAAUGUCAAGAAGUGGCUAAACACUGUAACAGGCAAACUGAGAGGAGAGGCGUGGUCCAGACAACUAGAUGCCAUACAGGCCAAAGGGAGUUUCCUGCCAGAUGAUGUGACAUGGGUUGGCUGUGCUGGUAGUGAGACACGUUACCGUGGUUACCCUUGUGGCAUGUGGACACUGUUUCAUACACUUACUGUUUCCUCUCAUCUGUCUCAUCUCAGGACCAACCCACAGGAAGUGUUGCUUGGCAUCAGUGGUUACAUGAAGAAUUUUUUUGGCUGUGAAGAAUGCUCACAUAAUUUUCUGAAGAUGGCCUCUACAGUAGAGCAAGAGGUUCAUGAUGGGUCUGACACUGUGUUGUGGCUGUGGCGGGCACACAACAAGGCCAACAAGCGACUCCAUGGAGACCUGUCAGAGGACCCCCAGCACCCCAAGCUUCAGUUCCCCUCCAGGACGUCAUGUCCCAAGUGUCACAAGGACAACACAGACUGGGAUGAGGCCCAGGUAUUGACUUACCUUGUGAGCUUGUACAGACGGGACAAUAUUGUGAGUGACAGCAGGCAGACAGCCCUGAAAGAUGCAAGGGUCCGAGACAGAGGGGAGCUUGACUGGUGGGAGAAACAUCAGCGUGCUCAAGACCUGGAGAAGAUUCACACGCUCAGAAAGCAGAAGAAAGUGGCAUUCCAGCAGAAGAUGGAGCGACAGAUCUGGGAGCAGGCUCGUAGGUCAGACAGCCAGGAGAACAUCCACCAGGACAGGCAGUAUCACACAUUGCGGAAAGGCUGGGGGCUCAAUGGGGUGGACCUUGGCAUGUGCAUGAUGUUCUAUGUCAUGUGUGCCGUAAUCAUUCUACUCAUGUACUAUCACUUCACAAUACGCCGGAACUGGAAGCCAUGUGGCUGUCUACCAGUAUGAUGAAGACAUCUACUACUACCAGAGCUUCUAGUUGUGUGUUUGUGUCGAAAGUAAUGUUUUAUACAUGAAUACAUGUGCUGUUUAUCUCCUGGCAGUGGGGUGAGGGUCAUGUACAUCCGUGUGGGAUUGUCCAGGACUGCCUUCACACUACAUCGUAGCAUGGUGGUAUGGGGCUUUCUGGGAAGGCUGUAAGUUAGUUUCGUUGUUGAUGGUUUAAGGUAUAUGUAACCUCUCUAGUGUGUUGGAGAAUGUUUGCUUUCUAAUGGGUUUGUGGGGAUACUUAAUUUGCCCGUACACCGAUUGUUGCAUAAUGAGUGAUAAAGCAGAUGUAGGACAUGAAAAUGACAAAUGCUGAAGAGUUUUACAUUGUCAGACACUGUUUUAUGAUGGUCAUAAGUGCAAUAUUGUUGUCCACUCAAAUUGAUUUUAGAUAUUUUUCAUUUUGAUAACCAAACUGAAUUUUUUGUAAAAUAGUUGAUCUUAAUGUAAAUCGACAUAGUAUGUAUCAUAAACAGUCAGCAUUAUGUACUCAUGUUCCCUGGUGACAUGUUGUGUGCUGCACACCACACUACUGUCCAGGUAGGUUGUAAAUAACACUAUAUGUUGUUACAGUGAUGUACACUUGGGUAUUUAUUGAACAUUCCGUCAUGAUACAUCCCACUGAUUGUUGACAGUGUAUAUUAUUUACAAGAGGAAAUAUUUGUAGCAUUUCAAUCUGAUCUUGUGUGGAAAUGCUGGAAGAGUGAAAGAGAUAAAUCCACCUUCUGAGGAAAUCUGUAUGCAUGUUCUCAAAGCAAGAAUUCCCAAUCUCAUUAAAAUCAGAUCUUAGUGCUCGCUACUGCUUAACAAGAUCUGAGGACAUCCCAUAACGGGUCAUGUCAGAAUGACCUUUCAUCUGACUAAUCAGAGUGUUGCUUUCCCGAUCGAAAAGUGACAGUUGGAAUGUUAUUUUAGUAAUCAGUAACUUUACAAAUGUUAACAUGGUGUAUUCCGAAUGACAGUUUGGGCUGUACGAUGAGAUGAAUGAAAAUUUGAAACAAAAGACUUUCAGCAGCCUGUGGGAAGUACUGCCAUACAAUAUCACCUAUAUAUUGGUCAUUCCAGAAUGUUCUUUUGUUCAAUUUUGAAAGUUUGAAUCAAGAACUUUGUCAAAAUAUGUUUCAAGCAUGGAAGUCAUCAUUUUCAAACUGGUGCCAUAAAACUUGAGAAAGCUGCUUUUUCUCAUAGGUUGAUGUUGAGCUGCCUGUUAGUUGUUUGAUUGGUCGGUCAAAGUUCGCAAAAGGUCGCAUUGACGUGACCUGUAAUGCGAUGUACUCAGAUCUUUGGUUUAGCUGUAGAAAGCACUAAAACCUUAUUUUAAUGAGAUUGACUAAUUCCAAAAAUGAUAAUUUCCUUAAAAUGUUUAAUGCCAAACUUGUUAUCAAACUACUUAAGUUUUUGCAUAUGUCUUUCUCAUGCAGUAUGAUGAAGAUGCUGUGAAAUGUACCAAUGGUCAGCCUUUCAGCUUACACAUAGCUCACCCUAUAGUUUUGGUGAUUUGGUCCUUGUUUGAAAGCAGUAUAUAGGAUGAUCAUGUGCCAGUGUAAGUCUUGUUGCAUGCUAAUCAUUGUUGAUGGUUUCCACAGACAAGGGGAAGCCAAGGGCAGUAUCACAUUUCCAUUUGCUCUCCAUAAGAAACUCCCACCCUCAUUCACUGACACAUGAUAUUUGGUCAGGAUGGGAUGGUGUGUACUGUCUUGUCGCCACCAGACCUUGUAAUGCAUGUGGCUUUCUCAUGAAGACUGCCUCUUUGUAGCUCUCGCAUUGAUGACCUUUAGGAUGUAUCGAGACAAUUGUUUUUCUAAAUCUAUUUCAAUUUCCUGCUUGUCAAUGUGCACAGGUAUAAUGACAUACUGUAUAUUGCCGUCUAUAAAGUGACCCCCGCGCAUAAGGCAACAUCCCUGUAAAAGCCUUCAAAAUCUGUGCUUAUUUAUAUACCCCAUCUAUAAGGCAUACUGGAAUGAAGCCCAUCCCAAGCCAAUACACAAUCCCUACAUUUGCAAUAAAAACAUGGAAGCAACCUUGCUUGAGGCGAGGCUCAUUUUAAGUUUAUUUGCAGGAAAAAUGUAGUAAGAACAAGGAAAUCAGAUACAAUAAGUGUUUAUAUACAGAAAUAGUUCUUGGAACAGUUAUUUCAGGUGAAAUGCGAAGAUUUACUGUCAAACAACAUCAGUGCCAGGCUGGCUAUCAAAUGCUGGUGACAUCGCCAGUGGAACCUGAAAGUUAUACAGCUAGUAAAAAACAUGAGAUCCUCUGCCCUGUGUAUAGGAUGCCUCCUCUUAAAACACUGCUCAUUCUAGGUACGAAAAACAUGGCGAUAUACAGUAUAUUGGAAUUAUAUUUCUAGAUGUUUAAUAUAAGGAUUUGAACUCUGGUAAGGUUAUAUUUUUAAAAUCUGAUUUUGACCUUGUAAUCUGUGCCCUGUUAUAAGACAACACUGACCAGAUGCCAGUGCAUGUGACCGUGUGCAUUAUUACUUGCAGAUUCAACGUGUAAUUGUUUCAGUUAUAGAAAUAUCUUAUUUGUAAUAAGAUUUCUCAGGAAUGUUUUGGUAUUCCACUGAUAAUUGUCUCUCUUGGUGACAGCCUUGGACAGACAUCUCUGACACCAUGACAUAAGCAGACUUGUAACGUGGCAUGAACACCUUGUUAAACAGCUGGGUCCAGCAGCAUGGUAUUGUUCAGGUGACACUGGGAAACCAGAAGUCAACACUGAUGUGUAUAGGAGGCAGUGCUAAGAGCUAGCCUUGGCUUCUUUUGUGUAACAGGAUUUUAGCAGUCAUGAUGUUGGCAUGCACAGAGCCUAAAUAUUAAACUGCUAAGUUUAUUCUAAUAAUAGGAAAGUGCUUAAUUUUACUCUUAAACUAAUUUCUUAAGUUUAUAAUUUCAAUUGUAUUUCACUAAUUCGAUAAAGUUGUAUACUGAAUGCUUUUGAGGAGAUUAUUUUCCUAAUUACAGCAAAAUAUGAUUACCAAUGUAAUAUGCAUAUAUUAAAGAGAUAUGAUAUGAUAUUCUACAUUGGGGUUGUGUUGAUAAGUACGAUCAUAUGUCUGUUGAGCAUGUCUCUGGAUAUCAGUUAGUGGUUGUUUUAUAUAGUGUACAUUUGGAAAUAGUAUUAUUUAUGCCAUGUGUAGUUGCCCAUUUCUUUGGGUACAUAUGUACCUAUGUAUCUAGUGAGCCUCAGCCCAGCCCUUCCUCCCUGAACCCUCGUCCAGGACACUACAUGGUCAUCAAUUGGGUUGGCUUUGAUGCAGGAUUCCACCUGGCACUGUUUACCACCAUACAAAACAAGGACCAUGUACCAACAACUGAAGUCUUUCACAAUCAUCACAACUGUUCAUUGUCCAAUCAUCACCUGGUUUAUGAAAUCUUGAGAACAAUUGAAGGUGUUGACUGAGCUAAGUUUGUCUAGUUGGACUCUAGCUUGCACCUCUAGCAGGAAGAGAGUGUACCAAGUGGUUGAAAAUGGACCUGAUAAUAAAAGUGGAACUUAUGUCCACAACGACAGAAAAAAAAAUAUGACUGCUGUUGGUCUUCCUCUGUCAUGUUCGUCCCACAGCAACAUCAUUUCACUAUCUAAGCCAUCCAUUUACAUCGGUUGCAAUUGACAGUUAGGGUAUCAUGUAGGGCAACUAACUUUCAUUUAAAUCCUAUAUUUUGCUGCACUGGAUUUUGGAUAACCACACACUGAAAGGAUAAUACGAUAUCAUUUGACCUAUUUGACCCUAGACUACCUAUGUGAGGGUGUUUUCUUAUGUUUAGGACAUAUAUGUCAUCUCUGAAUGUAAGAAAGCAGACAAUUAGGUGGAACAGCCUCUCAUUUAGCCCUGUUUGUGGAUUUUCAAUUUGCAGCAAUGCAUCUCCAAUCUCCAAUAAAACAGGUUUGUCUUACAUUCGACAAUUUAGAAAAGUAAUACAGUUUGUUCUACCACCAUGUGUACUGUAGUAAAGUAUGGUUUUGCCUGAACGAUCAUGACUUCAAGGUGCUCUAUCCUUUCUUAUAUUAACAUAGGGGUAGAGCAAACUGUUUCUUAAAUGCAUCUUUGCCAAAUACAAUGGUCAUGUGACUUUAUAAUGAUGCCUUCUGGCACGCCUAGGGAUUGAUCUUAUUACAUUACUUUACGCCUUAAUUUGGCUUAAAUUGAGCUUGUUAUGUGGUUAGCACCAUUUACACAGAAUUUACUCAAAAAGUAUAUAUUGGUCUUGUCUCUUUACAAUGCGGCCAGUGUUUUUACUCCAAACAAUAUGUCCCAAUCUGGCCCAAUAUUUUCACCUAUGUUUUAUCUCAAUCUGUUAUUUAUAUCUAUUGAUGUGAAGUCUUUGUGUACUUUUUCAACACAUUUUUAUUAAAUAUUUUCUUCUGUUUUCAUUGCAGAUAUUUGGCUACUUGGCUUGUUUUUUAUACAGUGAUGCAAGAAGUGAGCUUAUGCUUGAUGAAAAAUAAGGGCAAACUCACGUUUCAUUUGAUAGUGUAAAGGUGACAAUUUGUUGAUUGUGUGAAAGUAUAUCAUGUAUCGAUUUGUGUGAUGUAUGUUUACCCUUUUACCAACAGUGAUUUUAUUAGGUAUCAGAAGUCGACACUUGUCUAUUGUGUCAGUAUCUCGCAACUCUACAGAUCGAGAUUCAACAGUGGACAUGACUAUGUAAACUUGAAGUCAAUACCAGCUUUCACAGGAAAUAGGAAGUUAAUACAGCUUCAUUGAAUA
This is a messenger RNA of Haliotis rufescens (red abalone), 6841 nucleotides long. RefSeq names its product sulfhydryl oxidase 2-like. Gene Ontology annotation, molecular function: protein disulfide isomerase activity; flavin-dependent sulfhydryl oxidase activity. Gene Ontology annotation, biological process: protein folding. The transcript is spliced from 10 exons. Gene Ontology annotation, cellular component: Golgi membrane. NCBI's taxonomy places the organism in Eukaryota, Metazoa, Mollusca, Gastropoda, Lepetellida, Haliotidae. Bases 82 to 2097 code for a protein of 671 amino acids. The record is from RefSeq and is a predicted model, not a curated record.